GGAUGUUACAUUCUGAGUCACUCUUCAGGUUGCUGUGAGAGGAGCUCAGAACACCCAACAUGGAUGUCCUGACCUAUGAUGAUGUGCAUGUGAACUUCACUGAGGAAGAGUGGGCAUUGCUGAAUCCUUCUCAGAAGAGUCUCUACCAAGGUGUAAUGCAGGAGACCUGUAGGAAUCUCAGUGCUAUAGGCUACAUUUGGGAAGACCAUACUACUGAAGAAUGUUGUAAAAGUUCAGGAAGACAUGGAAGGUAUGAAAGAAGUUUUACUGGAAAGCAAACCUUUGAUUUUAUUCAGAAUGGUAAUGGCUUUGCAGUUCAGAGUCAUACCCAAAGGCAUAAUGGAGAGGAGCCCUAUGAAGGUAACCUAUGUGGUAAAGCUUUUGUACAGAGGAAUAAUCUCAAAACACAUAAGAGGACACAUAAUAGAGAAGAACCUGCUGAAUGUAACCAAUGUUGUAAAGACUUUGUAAGAAGCAGUGCUCUCCAAAAUCAUAAAGGAACACACACAGGAGAGAAACGCUGUGAAUGUAAUCAAUGUGGUAAAGUCUUUGCACAAAGGAGUAGUCUCAAAAGACAUAAAAGAUCAUGUAAUGCAGAAAAACGUUAUAACUGUAACCAAUGUUGUAAAGCCUUUGUACAAAACCAUAAUCUCCAAAAAUAUAAAAGGACCCAUACAUUACAGAAAACCUAUGAAUGUAACCAAUGUGGCAAAGCCUUUGCACACAGCAGUACUCUUCAAAAUUAUAAAAGAACACACACAGGCGAGAAGCCCUAUGAAUGUCACCAAUGUGGCAAAGCCUUUGCACAGAGCAGUCAUCUCCAAAUACAUAUAAGAACUCAUACAGGAGAGAAACCCUAUGAAUGUAACCAAUGUGGCAAAGCUUUUGCAGACAGCAGUACUCUCCAAAAACAUAUAAGAACUCAUACAGGAGAGAAACCCUAUGAAUGUAAGCAAUGUGGCAAAGCCUUUGCACACAGCAGCACUCUCCAAAAACAUAAAAGAACACACACAGGAGAGAAACCCUAUGAAUGCAAUCAAUGUUGUAAAGCCUUUACACGACACAGUUAUCUCCAAAGUCAUAUACGAACACAUACAGGCGAGAAGCCUUAUGAAUGUCACCAAUGUGGCAAAGCCUUUGCAUAUAGCAGUCAUCUCCAAAUACAUGUAAGAACUCAUACAGGAGAGAAACCCUAUGAAUGUAAGCAAUGUGGCAAAGCCUUUGCAGACAGCCGUACUCUACAACAACAUAAAAGAACACACACAGAAGAGAAACCCUAUGAAUGUAAUCAAUGUUGUAAAGCCUUUACACGAAACAGUCAUCUCCAACGUCAUAUGAGAACACAUACAGGCGAGAAACCCUAUGAAUGUAACCAAUGUGGCAAAGCCUUUGCAGACAGCCGUACUCUACAACAACAUAAAAGAACACACACAGAAGAGAAACCCUAUGAAUGUAAUCAAUGUUGUAAAGCCUUUACACGAAACAGUCAUCUCCAACGUCAUAUGAGAACACAUACAGGCGAGAAACCCUAUGAAUGUAACCAAUGUGGCAAAGCCUUUGCAGACAGCAGUACUCUCCAAAAACAUAAAAGAACACACACAGGAGAGAAACCCUAUGAAUGUAAGCAAUGUGGCAAAGCCUUUGCACACAGCAGUACUCUGCAAAAACAUAAAAGAACACACACAGGAGAGAAACCCUAUGAAUGUAACCAAUGUGGCCAAGCCAUUGCACGCAGCAGUACUCUCCAAAGACAUAUAAGAACACACACAGAAGAGAAACCCUAUGAGUGCAACCAAUGUGGCAAAGCCUUUGCACAAAGGAGUAGUCUCAAAAGUUAUAAAAGAACAUAUAAUUGAAAAAACCUUAUGAAUUAACCAAUGUUGUAAACCCUUUGUAAAAAGUGGUGAAGUGGUGAUCACCAGAAAUAUAAAAGAAUGCAUACAGGAGAAAACCCUAUGAAUGUAAUCAAUGUGUGAAAGCCUUUGCAGGAAGUAGUAAUCUCUAAGAACAUAAACGAAGAUAUACUGGAGAGAAAACCUGUGAAUGUAACAAAUAUGCUACAGCCUUUGCACAAAAGAGUCAUCUACAAAACAAUAGAAGUUAUGCAGGAGAGAAACCCUUUAACUGUAACCAAUGUGCCAGAGCUUUUUCACAAAGCAGUGGUCUCUAAAAUCUUAAAAGUACACAUACAGGAGAGAAACUUUUUUGAAAGCAACCAGUGUGGUUUUAUAACAUAAACAAUCACAGCAGAAGAACCCAAUAAAUGUCUUAAAUGUUCUGAAGCCUGAGACAUCACAAGCAUGUGCAACUGCAUAACUGAAUAGGUACUAGAGAAAAAUGCUUGGACUGUAACUAAUGUGGUAAAACCUUUCCCAAAACAAUCAUCUCCUCGACCAUAACAUAAUACACACUGCAUAGGAACCCUAUGAAUGUAAGAAAUGUAGCAAACCUUUUGCAAAUGGUAGUACUUUGCAAGUAAAUAAAAGAAGACACACUCAAUAGACACCCUAUGAAUAUUAGCAGUGUGAUUAUGCCUUUGUAUUUGAACUAGAAAUCAUCUUUCAAAUACAUAAAAGAAGACAAACAGGAGGGACACCCUAAAAAUGUAAGCAAAGUGGUAACACCUUCGCAUAUCAGUCAUAUUCAAAGGCACAAAAUAAACCAUAAUUUAGAAAAAUCCUUUGAGUGUAUUUAAUACAACCUUGUGAGUGCAUUUAGCCUGGUGAAACCUUCAUAUAUUUCUAUAGCCUUCACCAACAUGAAACAAUCCGUACCAGAUAGUAACUAUGUGAAUAGAUUUAAUAUGGGGAGGUCUUUUCAUUUCUCACAUAUCAUCAUCAGGGCAAAAAAAAAAAGCUAUGAAGGCAUUGAAUAUGGUAAAUCCCUUGCACAUUUCUAAAGUCUUUAUCAUCAUGAAAAUAAUCAUGCUGUAAAGAUAUGAGUGUAAGCAAUGUGGAAAAGCCUUUGUGCAAUAGGGUUCUCUCAAAUACAACACAACUCAAACACAGGUGAUGAAAAUGGCAGGGAAAUGGCAGCUGCUCCUGGAUCAUGGACAGAAAAUGAACUCAAAGCCUAAACUGUGACAAGUAAGACAUCCCCUAAUCACUGUGACGCAGAAUGUCAUAGAGCUGCCAUCCCACAAUCAAAAUCUCUGACCAGAAUGGUCCCUGUGUAAAAGAACUGGAAGAACAAAAAUGGAGAAGAGCCUGAGGAAAAGGAGGUCCAAAUUGAUUUCCAGCUCAGUGGGAGGCACCAAGAUCUGACACUAUGAUUCAGGCUAUGGUAUGCUUACACACAGGGGCCUAUCAUGACAGACUUCUGAAAGACCCUAGAAGCAGCUGAAAGAGUCAGAUGGAGACAUUUACACCCAACCAAUGGGCAGAAACUGGGGACCGCUGUGCUUGAAUUAGGAAAAACCUAGAAAAACCUGAAGAGUGAUCCUAUAUGAAUACCAGCAGUGUCAAUUAACCUGGGCCCCUGGGAUGUCUCAGACACUGAGACCAGCCAGGCAGCAUAUACAUGAUCAUAGGAGCCCUCAACAUAUACAAUAGAGGACAUUUAGGUCUGGACCCAUUCAGAGAAGAUACACAUAUCUUCAGGAGACUUAGGGUGACACAAUGUGGGAUGGUGGGAUGGGGACAUCCUCUUGGGUGUGGUAGGGAGGAGGUGUGGGAUGUGGAACAGUCAGGGUAGACCGGGAGGGGGAUAACACUGGAAUGAAAAAGAAUUGAACAAUCAAUUAAAAAAUAACGAAACACAUCUGGGCCAAUUUCAGAUACAUUUUCCCACUGUCCAGAAUUUAGGGGUAGAUGCUUAUGUAGAUUAAAGUGUCACCUGUUUUCCGAUGUGGGUUUUACAGUUUAGUCAAUGGUAUUCGUUUGUUCUUUGGUGUUAGAGUACAAGUGUUGUGUUUUGAGGAGCAUAAGAUAAAUAGCCAGGGCAUUAUUAGAGACCGUCAUUAUGUUUUCAAAAAGAAAAAGAUGAGUAAAGGAAGGUGGCCAUCAAUGGGAAGUCCACAACUCCU
Rattus norvegicus (Norway rat) is the source of this 4024-nucleotide messenger RNA. NCBI's taxonomy places the organism in Eukaryota, Metazoa, Chordata, Mammalia, Rodentia, Muridae. The record is from RefSeq and is a predicted model, not a curated record.